Molecule: messenger RNA, 636 nt
Organism: Protomyces lactucae-debilis
Lineage: Eukaryota; Fungi; Ascomycota; Taphrinomycetes; Taphrinales; Protomycetaceae
Product: Alpha/beta knot methyltransferase
Exons: 1
Biological process (GO): rRNA base methylation
Cellular component (GO): small-subunit processome; nucleolus
Molecular function (GO): rRNA (pseudouridine) methyltransferase activity; rRNA binding
Source: RefSeq, a predicted model, not a curated record
CGCAGGCUUAUUGUUGUGCUGGAGAAGGCAUGUCUGGAGACAUAUAAGGUCGGCAAGGCGAAAGAGAGUAAGUAUGCGCUUCUCAAUUGCGACGACCAUCAGGGUAUUCUCAAGAAAAUGGGCAGGGAGAUUGCAGAUGCGCGGCCAGACAUUGCACAUCAAGUACUGCUGACUCUGCUCGAUUCUCCGCUCAACAAGGCUGGCUUUCUACAAAUCUACAUCCACACUGCUCGCAAUGUGCUCAUUGAAGUCAAUCCACAAGUCCGGCUACCAAGAACAUUCAAGCGCUUUUCAGGACUGAUGGUACAGCUGCUACACAAGCUCUCUAUUCGAUCGACUUCGUCGUCUUCAUCAAAGCUGCUCAAGGUCAUCAAGAAUCCCAUCACAGACCACUUACCACCGAAUUGCCACAAAAUUACACUCAGUCACGACGCUCCGACCAUCAGAGUAGCCGACUAUGUGCGCAGACUACCGGAGGAUCAAUCGCUUUGCGUCUUCAUCGGCGCUAUGGCGCAUGGUGCCGAUGACUUCGCCGAUUUUUACGUGGACGAGAAGGUCAGUGUAUCAGAUUAUUCGUUGUCAGCGAGUGUGUCUGCUUCCAAAUUCCUUCACGGCUGUGAAGACGUGUGGAUGUAG